Molecule: messenger RNA, 2399 nt
Organism: Platichthys flesus (European flounder)
Lineage: Eukaryota; Metazoa; Chordata; Actinopteri; Pleuronectiformes; Pleuronectidae
Product: mucin-5AC-like
Exons: 9
Coding region: 1-765 (254 amino acids)
Source: RefSeq, a predicted model, not a curated record
AUGUCCUCCUGGAGAGUCCUGACCUCCCUGUGUCUCAUCCCUGAGACCGAAAAGAAGACGACCUGCGAAGGCCCCAGUUCUCGGAAUAUCUCCUUCUAUCACCUCAUGUGCUUGGUGGCCAAAUCACAGGGUUACCCUCCUGAAGGUGUCCCUCCUGAAGAUCAAACUCCUAAUUAUCUUUUCUUUCUUUCUUUCAUUACAGGCUGUAAAUAUGAAACUGUGUGCGAACUUUAUCGUCCGGAAUCUGCUGUGGCUGCAAAGACAACAACACCAAUCACAACAGCGACAUCAGCGACAUCAGCAGCGACAUCAUCGUCACUUAACACAACACCAGCAGCGCCGACAACAACAGCACCACCACCAUCAACACCGGCACCAACAACAACAGCAUCACCACCAUCAACACCGCCACCAACACCGACACUAGUACCAGUAACAACCACAGACAAACAUGAAGGAGGAAACGCUAACAGCAGCACAGGCACAAGGGAAUCCACGAACACGAAGGUCAUGUGUUUGUUAAUCAUCUCCGUCACCCUGAACUUCGUGCUGCCGCUGGUUGUCUUCCUCUUCAUGCGCCAGAGGACACAGCACAGGACACAGAACCCGCCUCACCAGGAUGAAUCCUCCGUGUUGGAUGAAACCUGCGAGGAUCCAGAUCCUCUUCCACUGAUCCAGAGCACAACCAAGCCAGACGUCCACUCGCCCUCAGCUGAUACACCCAGGAACCCAUGCACUGCUGGAAACGGAUUAGGGUCACAUUAAGCCCCGUACUCACAACUUUGUAAAUUGUCACUAUAAAAGAGCCGUGGGAAGAAACACAGGACGGAUCAGCUCCACGCAGGACUGAGUGACUGUGGUAUGCCACUGCCUUUCAUGGAGUAGAAACUGUGACUGGAGCACUCACCCCCGGACAUGAGGGGGAGUGGGCGGGCCACGGCAUGUCGCUUCCCAGCUGCACAGCCAGACGAGCUCCUGCACGACCUCAGGCGCAGCCAAACGAGGGGUCGAGAGGAUUGCUUCAGAGCAGAACAGGUUUGACUGUGAGCUGGGGUUUGUGAGAAGCAGGAGGAAACAAGACGACUCCAACCUGUAUUAUAAUUACCCUCGAAACAUUUCAGACGCCUGAAGUCUCACCAGAUGCUUUGUGGUUUGGUCGAGCUUCAUUAGAAUCAGAGCUGCAGUCCCACUGGCAGCCUUUAAGAUGAAUUAACAAGAAUGUGAUGUGAUAUCAAGGCUACUACAGCUGGCCCUGCUAACCACUGUCACCUGGGUAAUAACCUGAUAUUAAUCUGUAAAUCACAGUGUUGAGAUUAUAAAUGUGCACCGUCCAGCAGCUCUGGAGUCAGCGUCUCACCUUCAGUACCGUUGUGCAUCAGCUUCCAUCCGGCACCGUCCAGAUUUAUAAUAAAUCAUUUGCAGGACGAGUGAACUGCACCACUGGUCACAGGUUUUUUCCACUGCAUGCACUGGUUUUUAACGAGCUAUGCUAAGCUAGGUCUAGUGUUAAAUAUAUACAACCACUUGCGCAGUAUUGUACUUUCAGAGUUAGUGUGGCUGGUCCUCACCUUGUGACCCACUUUCGAUUGAGUGAGAUUUGCUUUUAGGGUUUGGACGGAUGGAUCGAUCCAGAGGUCGGUUCAGGGCCACAUCCCAUGAGUGGUGUCGUGCUUUUCAGAGCAGGUGUCAGGCUCUCAUCUUUACAUGGUCUUCAAAGCAGACAGGAAAAAGGAUCUUUCAUCACAGAUAUAAAUAUUUACCUUAUUGCCAGUAUUCUGUCGACUGAAUCUGAAUUUGUUUUAACGCGGUCUGUGUGGCGAGGCGUUUGGGGACAGUAGGGAAUGCAUCUUGCCACUGAGUGUCCUUCAGGUCUUGUGUGUGUCCAGGUCCGACAUUAUAGGGACUUGUCUUCCUAUAAUGAAGACCAAAUAAUGACAGUUUAAGGUUUAGUCUCCAGGAACAAAUGUAUGUCACUGUAAUGCCACUGAGGUGAUGGAGACAGACAUCGUGUUCUUAACUGUGUUUUCUGCCUUCAAGCUGCAGCAAUGACCUCACAGAUGAACCUCAAUCUAGUGUAUCCCACACUCCUCCGAUUGCAGCUGAUUAAUCUGCUGCAAUCUGAGAGAGUGGAUGGUUCAGCAGCAAGUCUCCAAAUGUGUCUCAGCAUGUUGUGCAUUGUAACCAGGACACUGAAGCUAUUCCUGGUUUGUAUUAUUUAACUGAACUGGGAUGUUUGUCUGUUUUGUAAAACUGUGAAGAAAUGCAUGCAUUGUGUACGUGUGUGAGUUUGUAGAUGUAUUCUGAUGGCAGCCGUUUUUGGGGAAAGCUUUCAAAUAUGCAUAUAUGAUAUUACUUAACAAAGAAAUGUUCCCUUCUUUGACAUUAAAUGAACAACAGGG